AUGAUUAGUAGUCUGAAUAGUGGCAUCGACUGCAUAUCAAAUGAUCAUGCCUAUUCAACAACAACCAAACAACUAAAGCGACUGAUCACGAUAAAAGUCCCGAAACCACUCGACCCCAUUAUACAACGGGUGAGCCUUUUCCGCGCACGCUAUGGCGCACUUAACAAAUCCAUUGCGCAGGUUAAGAAGGAGGAGGAAGAGGAGGAGGAGGAGAGAAAGGAGAAGCUGAGUGCAGACAAAGGCAAACACCCACACAGACACAUGGACAAAUACUACAAGCUAUACCGGAAAGGAGGUAAAUUGUGUUUUCCGUUCGUCAUACACAUUGCAAAUGAUAUGGAAGUGCAACUGGCGAAAGGCGUUUGA
Messenger RNA from Loa loa (African eye worm), 366 nucleotides. RefSeq lists its product as hypothetical. The record is from RefSeq and is a predicted model, not a curated record. The transcript has 3 exons. Bases 1 to 366 code for a protein of 121 amino acids. NCBI's taxonomy places the organism in Eukaryota, Metazoa, Nematoda, Chromadorea, Rhabditida, Onchocercidae.